CGAAGUUUACGUGUGGUAACACGCUUUUCCAUUCUCUAUAACAAAUUGUAUUUAUUGUGAAACUGUUAAACGAAGUUUAUAAAAUAAUAACUUACUAAUUUUAUUUUCAACUAAUUUAAAAGAAAGUACUAAGUCAAACUAUAAAAUUUAAUUUUUAUUUUUUAAUUUCAAGAAGAAAAUAAAAACUCACGAUUUUCUACAACCAUUAAAAAAACUUAAUUAUUAAAUGAAUGUUUGCUGGUAUAUAAGCCCGUAUUAACUUUGUAAAAAACAUCAGAAAGUAUCCAAGAGAACUGUCUUGAAACCUGGAAAAAUGAAGCUUAUUAUUGUAACCUCCGCUUUCCUUGCAAUCUUUUGCUGUUUUUCGCAAAUAGAAUUCACUUCAGCAAAACCUACAUAUGGAUAUGGACUUCCAGUAGGAAGUGCUCUUCAAGGACUUGAUGCUGCAACUCUUCUUGCUCUUCUAGGGGGAGGUGCUAGUGGUCCACUAGGUUUAGGUGGUCUUCUAGGUGGUGGUCUCCUAGGAGCUUCAGGACCAACUUCUCAAUCAAAUACCGAGAACGUUGCCAUUAGUGGGUUAGGAAACCAAUAUUCAUCAUUAAUUGAUCUUACUGGAAAUCUUAACGCAUUAUCAGGCGGUGUAUUGUAGAUAUUUUCUAUAUACAUAAUGAA
This is a messenger RNA of Episyrphus balteatus (marmalade hoverfly), 672 nucleotides long. RefSeq lists its product as uncharacterized. The record is from RefSeq and is a predicted model, not a curated record. The transcript has 3 exons. Lineage: Eukaryota; Metazoa; Arthropoda; Insecta; Diptera; Syrphidae. Bases 314 to 649 code for a protein of 111 amino acids.